Messenger RNA from Diceros bicornis minor, 6012 nucleotides. RefSeq names its product ribosomal protein S6 kinase C1 (gene RPS6KC1). Bases 106 to 3309 code for a protein of 1067 amino acids. Gene Ontology annotation, cellular component: early endosome. The record is from RefSeq and is a predicted model, not a curated record. The transcript has 15 exons. Gene Ontology annotation, molecular function: ATP binding; phosphatidylinositol binding; protein kinase activity. Gene Ontology annotation, biological process: protein phosphorylation. Lineage: Eukaryota; Metazoa; Chordata; Mammalia; Perissodactyla; Rhinocerotidae.
ACCGCCCCCUCCUCGCUUCGCUGCUGCUUGGGGAGCCCGGACCGCGGCGGCGCCGGAUUGCCCUGAUGAUCCCCGGCAGGCGGCGGCGACAGAGACGGCGGGAGGAUGACCUCUGCCCGGGAGCGGGGUGCCGACCUGGCGCGUUUCUACACUGUCACCGAUCCCCAGCGACACCCGAGGGGCUACACGGUGUAUAAGGUCACCGCCCGGGUUGUUUCACGAAGAAAUCCAGAGGAUGUCCAGGAGAUAAUCGUAUGGAAGAGAUACAGUGACUUUAAGAAACUACACAAAGAACUAUGGCAAAUUCACAAAAACUUAUUUCGACGUUCAGAAUUGUUUCCUCCAUUUGCUAAAGGAAUAGUGUUCGGACGAUUUGAUGAAACUGUUAUUGAAGAGAGAAGACAAUGUGCUGAAGAUCUGCUACAGUUCUCUGCCAAUAUUCCCGCUCUCUAUAACAGUAAACAACUUGAAGAUUUUUUCAAGGGUGGAAUAAUUAAUGAUGGUUCUGAAUUGAUUGGUCCUGCUGAAGCUUAUUCGGAUUCCCUCAUUGAUAGCUUUCCUGAGUGUAGUACAGAAGGCUUCUCCAGUGACAGCGAUCUGAUAUCCCUUACUGUUGAUGUGGAUUCUCUUGCUGAGUUAGAUGAUGGAAUGGCUUCCAAUCAAAAUUCUCCCGUUAGAACUUCUGGUCUCAACCAAUGUUCGGAUUCUUCAGCACUAGGAGCUGUUGCUUCUGACAGCGAACAAAACAAAACAGAAGAAGAACGGGAAAGUCGUAGCCUCUUUCCAGGCAGUUUAAAAUCCAGGCUUGGCAAGAGAGAUUAUUUGGAGAAAGCAGGAGAAUUAAUAAAGCUGGCUUUAAAAAAGGAAGAAGAAGAUGACUAUGAAGCUGCCUCUGAUUUUUAUAGGAAGGGAGUUGAUUUACUCCUAGAAGGUGUUCAAGGAGAGUCCAGUCCUACCCGUCGAGAAGCUGUGAAGAGAAGAACAGCAGAGUAUCUCAUGCGAGCAGAGAGUCUCUCUAGCCUUUAUAAAGGAAAACCUCAACUUGAUGACCUAUCUCAGCCCCCAGGAUCACUAAGUUCAAGGCCCCCUUGGAACCUAAGGAGCCCUGCCGAGGAGCUGAAGGCCUUCAGAGUCCUUGGGGUGAUUGACAAGGUUUUACUUGUAAUGGACACAAGGACAGAACAGACAUUUAUUUUGAAGGGUCUAAGGAAAAGCAGUGAAUACAGCAGGAACAGAAAGACCAUCAUCCCCCGCUGUGUGCCCAACAUGGUGUGUCUGCACAAGUACAUCGUUUCUGAGGAGUCGGUAUUUCUUGUGCUGCAGCAUGCGGAAGGUGGCAAACUCUGGUCACAUAUCAGUAAAUUUCUAAGCAGAAGUCCUGAAGAAAGCUUCGACAUCGAGGAAGUGAAAACAUCUGCACUCACUAAAGUUCGCCUGCAACAGCCAACUUCUGGUCCUCGGGACAGCAGCGGCUUUGAAGCCAGAGGAAGUGAGAGUGGAACCAUGCUUAAAGUUCUGCCUCUGAAGACUAGUCUUACUCCCAGCUCUCAAGAUGAUAGCAACCAAGAUGAUGAUGGCCAAGAUAGCUCUCCAAAAUGGCCAGAUUCUGGCUCAAGUUCAGAAGAAGAAUGUACUCCUAGUUAUUUAACGUUAUGCAAUGAAUAUGGGCAAGAAAAGAUUGAACCAGGGUCAUUGAAUGAGGAGCCUUUCAUGAAGACUGAAGGGACUGCUGUUGAUACCAAAGCUGUUAAAAGCUUCCCAGCACACUUUGCUGCUGACAGCGGCAGCCCCAGCACACAGCUGAUAGCUCACGAGCUGAAGUUCUUCCCUGGAGAUGAUGACCCAGAAGCAGUUAGUUCUCCAAGAACAUCAGAUUCCCUCAGUAGAUCUAAAAACAGCCCCAUGGAAUUCUUUAGAAUAGACAGUAAGGAUAGCACUAGUGAACUCCUAGGACUUGAUUUUGGAGAAAAAUUGUAUAGUCGAAAGUCAGAGCCUUUGAAACCAUUUUUCACUCUUCCAGAUGGAGACAGCACUUCCAGGAGUUUUCAUAUUAGUGAAAGCAAGGUAGAGUUUAUACCUCAGGACACCAUUAGCAGGGGCUCAGAUGACUCAGUCCCAGUUAUUUCUUUUAAAGAUGCUGCUUUUGAUGAUGUCAGUGGUACAGAUGAAGGAAGGCCUGAUCUUCUUGUAAAUCUACCUGGUGAAUUGGAGCCAACAAAAGAUGGUGCGGCAAUGGGACCUACUAAGUUUACACAGACUAAUAUAGGCAUAAUAGAAAGUAAGCUAUUGGAAGCCCCUGAUGUUUUAUGCCUCAGGCUUAGUCCUGACCAGUGCCAAGCAUAUGAAGAAAAAGGCACAGAGGAAUUGGGUGAUCCUUCUGGGCCUAAAUCCCAUAGUUUAACAGAGAAACACUAUGCACAGGGGGAUCUUGGGAUGUUACUUGUAGCAGCUGUUGAUCAUAGUAGUUCAGGAGACAUGUCUUUGUUACACAGCUCAGAUCCUAAGUUUCAACGACUUGAAGUGGUUGCGUCGGCAGUAACUGCAAACAACACAGAAGAAAGCUUAUUCCAUGUUUCUAACCCACUCUCAGGUGCUAAUGAAUAUAAUGAAAACAUAGACACUUUAAAGACUGAAGAAGUAUUGCUGUUUACAGAUCAAACUGAUGAUUUGGCUAAAGAGGAACCAACUUUAUUUCAGCGAGACUCUGAGACUAAGGGAGAGAGUGGAUUAGCACUAGAUGGAGACAAGGAAAUACAUCGGAUUUUUGAGGACCUUGAUAAAAAAUUAGCACUAAACUCCAGGUUUUACAUCCCAGAGGGCUGCAUUCAAAGAUGGGCAGCUGAAAUGGUGGUAGCCCUUGAUGCUUUACAUAGAGAGGGAAUUGUGUGCCGCGAUUUGAACCCAAACAACAUCUUAUUGAAUGAUAGAGGACACAUUCAGCUAACGUAUUUUAGCAGGUGGAGUGAGGUUGAAGAUUCCUGUGACAGCGAUGCCAUAGAGAGAAUGUACUGUGCCCCAGAGGUUGGAGCAAUCACAGAGGAAACGGAAGCCUGUGAUUGGUGGAGUUUGGGUGCUGUCCUGUUUGAACUUCUCACUGGCAAGACACUGGUUGAGUGCCAUCCAGCGGGAAUAAAUACUCACACUACUUUGAACAUGCCAGAAUGUGUCUCUGAAGAGGCUCGCUCACUCAUUCAACAGCUCUUGCAGUUCAACCCUGUGGAGCGACUUGGUGCUGGAGUUGCUGGUGUUGAAGAUAUCAAAUCUCAUCCAUUUUUUACCCCUGUGGAUUGGGCAGAACUGAUGAGAUGAACAUAAUGCAGGAUAAUCUGCACACAUUCUGAUCUUCUCUGUGACGGGCGCCUCCAGCACAGAGGCAGCUCUGCCUCACGGUCACUUGUGGAGCACCAAAGCUUUGGGAUAAAGACCGUUAGAGGAAAUGGGGGAAGAAAAAGGCUGAAAGAAAACAAUUGCUUUACAGUUACUUUUUGGACAAGAUAUUGGCUAGUUUGCAAGGGGCUGUUAUGUACAUACCUUUAAGCAGGUGUGUCCCUUGUUUUAUCUGCAUUUAAAUGGUAUUGCAGAUAAGUUGUAAACCCAACUGAAAGAGGAAUGCCCUUCAAGAACUUCCUCUGACGUGAAGCUCCAAGUAUAGAAUUAAGUGUUACUUGAGAGGAGGACCUUUACAUGGCAGCUAACUGCUAACCAAGAUUGGGUUAUAUGAUGAAAUUAAUAUUUGCUGAAUAAUAUGUGAAAACUGCUUCAUGAGUAAUGUCAUCUGUGGAGCUUAAAGAGUGAGAAAAAAAGAAUAUACACAUCAUGUCUGAUAGGAAACCUGUACCACAAUGCUCUAUAACUAAUGUGUGUUGAAUGUGGCCUGAUAUUGUUUCAUGUUUCAGAAGUCCACGUGAGAAGAAAACACUUGAUGUUGUCAACUUUGUACGUUGUUGGUUGACACUGCUUACAGAAGGUUCCUACAAACGCUCACCGUCUCUCUCUUCAACUUCAUCUUUCCACUUCCUGCACCCUUUGCCUAUUCUCUCAUAUUCUGUUCUUUUUACCCCUGCUGAAACGUAAGCAACAAAAAAGGGAAGGAAGUAUUUAUUUCCCCAAAUUGUAUCAACUUAAUGACUAAGAAAUCAUGAUGUAAAAUAAAUGUGGUAAAAAUUUAAAUCUCUCCAUUUAAUUGCUUAAGAUUUUUUUUAAAAAGGCCUCUCUUCCUUUUAUUUUGGGAUUUUAGCUGCUUCUGCUGCUUGACUUUAUUUUAGUUUUUUGGCUUGCCUAUACUAAGAACCAAGGGCUCUCGUCUAAGUGGCAUUGAAUGGCAAUCCUAUUUUAUUUCUUAUAGUGAUGGGAUUUCCAGAUUUGACCUCCUAAUCUACUUGACAUUGUGUAGAAAGAAUAUGAGUAUUUACACAUUUCCAAACGUGUAUGAUUUCUUUCAUGUUGCUAAGAUAGCUCCCAUAGUCAUGCAUUGUUUACAACAAUUUUCAAAUGUUUUAAAGGCGUUAAUGUCUGUUUUUUAAACUUUAUCCAGAGACGAAGAAAUAAGUCACUAUUUCCAAGUUAGGAGUCACCAGAAAUAAUGAAAGUCUUCUGUAUCUUCUAAUCCUUUGUAUUUUUGAGAUCUGUGUGAGAGCCCACCCCUCCUCCAAGAGCAUCUGUACAGCUUCCAUCUGCCAUCACCCAGGUCCUCCCAUCAAAUUAAAUGGAAGCAGCAAAUACUUUAAUGAAACAAAGGAAAUGUGCAAGCAUUUUUCCUUUUUCUGUUACCCUACUCCCCCUUUUUCCUUUUUGGUCCCCUUAUAACCUGAACCCCAGCUGAAGGACUGCAACAACACCAGGAUGGGGAACAGGUCACCAGGAUCACAGCUCAGUCAAGAUGACAUCAGUCCCUGGAACUGGAUUUCAACUCACCAGCCCCUGGCCUCAUAACAGGAACUCAUGCAGGUGAGACACAAGGAUGACUUCCUGUGUAGGACUAGUAGGAAAUCUGCAAGUAGUUAGAGCUGGCCAUUACAGAGCUUCCUUCCAGAAGUGCCCUAUGACAUGAAAGUAGGACUUCACAGCUAAGGUGAAGCUCCCAGCCCUACCACAUGAUUUUGGUCCCUUGGAUUCAGAGGACAGUAAUGUCAACAGAUGGUUGCUGUGUCAGUGUGUUGACACAAUUCCAUUGCUUCAAUUUCUCUCUGUAUGUUUGAUUGGAACUUGUGGUAAAUGUGAAUACAUUAUUCAUAAUCAUGGUGGACAGGAAUUAUUUUAGUAAUAAACACACAGGAUAAAUGGCUUUGGGGUGAUGAACCCAAGUCUGCUUUUAUUUGAUGAUGUAUAUUAGAAAUAUUAGUAUUUCUAAUGCUAUGGGUGAUACUAUUUGUUGUUGUUUUUUGUAUUUUUUUUUAAGCAUAUGUCAUAUGGGUCAAAAUCAUAAAAGAACUUCCCACUUAGUAUUUCUCAUUUGAUUUUUUUAAUGUGGUAAAAUAUACAUAACAUCAAAUUUACCAUUUUAACCACUUUAAGUAUAUAAUUCAGUGGCAUUAAGUACACUCACAUUUUUAUUCAACCAUCACUGCUAUGCAUUUCAGAACUUUUUAAUCAUCCCAAACUGAAACUCUGUACCCAUUAAACAAUAACUUCCCAUUCUUCCACCCCCCAGCCCCUAGUUACCACUGUUCUACUUUCUGUCUCUAUGAAUUUGACUCUUCUAGGUCUCUCAUAUAAGUGGAAUCAUAUAAUAUUUGUUUGUGUCUGGAUUAUUUUACUUAACAUAAUGUUUUCAUGGUUCAUCAAUGCUAUAGCAUGUAUCAGAAUUUCAUUCCUUUUUAAGGCUGAGUAACAUUCCAUUGCAUGUAAUACCACAUUUUGUUUAGCUGUUUAUCUGUGAAUGGAUGUUUGGGUGUUUCCACCUUUUGGCUAUUGGGAACAAUGUCGUUAUGAACAUUAAUGUACAAACCUCUGUUCAAGUGCCUACUCUCAUUUGAUUUUAUAUUUUUAUAUGAAAUUACCAAUGCCAUUGAC